Messenger RNA from Brassica oleracea var. oleracea, 1949 nucleotides. RefSeq names its product pheophytinase, chloroplastic-like. Bases 270 to 1739 code for a protein of 489 amino acids. Gene Ontology annotation, cellular component: chloroplast. The record is from RefSeq and is a predicted model, not a curated record. Gene Ontology annotation, molecular function: pheophytinase activity. The transcript is spliced from 7 exons. Gene Ontology annotation, biological process: chlorophyll catabolic process. Lineage: Eukaryota; Viridiplantae; Streptophyta; Magnoliopsida; Brassicales; Brassicaceae.
AAUCCUUUGGAAAAUAAAUAAGCCUCAAAACAAAGACACGUUGUUGUCGAGAAGUUAGCCAAGCCAGCAAGCAAAAGCAACCAAACUCUCUACCUUCUUCUCAUACACAUCUAUCACAGACACGGUUUAAUCUCUCCAAAAACUUCCCCAUUAGAUGAACCGAACUUGAAAGAAACUUGGCUCUUACUGUCUGUGAGUCUUCCUUGUGAUUCUCAACUUUGCGGUGAAGAUAAAUACAAUUAGCCUCAUUAACUCGAUUGAAUUGUGUAAUGGAGAUAAUCUCACAGAACUUCCUGCCUCACUGCUCUGUGGUCACUUGGGGUAGUAAACCUGACAAGAACAGAUUGGUCCCAAAUCGAUCAAACAUCGUAGUAUCUAGUGGUGGUCUCAGGAAGUUCAGACUUGUGGUUCGAAAUGGAACUUCAGAUGGUUAUGUGGUUGGUGAGAAUGAUGACUUCGGUAGUAGUAUAGCUACAAGAAGAGGAGACUCAAAGUCAAAGAUUUUGAUUCCUGGUUUGCCUGAGGAAGCUGCUGCUCAAAUCACUCCUUCUCACUGCGAGUGGAAGCCUAAUCUCACGGUACAUUAUGAGAAAUCCGGUUGUGGGAAUGUUGAAGCUCCUGCGGUGUUGUUUCUUCCUGGCUUUGGUGUUGGUUCGUUUCACUACGAGAAGCAACUUACUGAUUUGGGAAGGGAUUAUCGAGUAUGGGCGGUUGAUUUUGUUGGUCAGGGUUCAUCUCUCCCCACUCAAGAUCCUACUAUUACCACUACUACCAUAUGUAAAGAAACAAAUGGCUUGCAAAAUAGUGAGCCAUUUUGGGGGUUUGGUGAUGAAGCUGAAUCAUGGGCUGAUCAACUCGUUUACUCAUUGGAUCUCUGGAGAGAUCAAGUUCAGUAUAUUGUACAAGAGGUUAUCGGUGAGCCAGUGUACAUUGCAGGGAACUCACUUGGAGGGUACGUAGCUCUCUACUUUGCAGCAACCCAUCCUCAUCUCGUCAAAGGUGUGACGUUGCUUAACGCAACACCUUUCUGGGGUUUCUUCCCUAAUCCAGUAAGAUCCCCAAAGCUAGCACGUCUCUUUCCAUGGUCCGGAACAUUCCCUCUGCCGCCAAGAGUGAAAAAGCUCACUGAAUUAGUGUGGCAAAAGAUAAGUGAUCCUGAAAGCAUAGCUGAGAUACUCAAACAGGUCUACAAAGACCAUUCUACUGAUGUGGAUAAAGUAUUCUCACGUAUUGUGGAGAUUACGCAGCAUCCUGCUGCUGCUGCGUCGUUUGCUUCAAUCAUGUUUGCUCCUGGUGGACUGCUCUCUUUCUCCGAGGCGUUAUCUAGGUGUAAGAAAAACAGUGUUCCUAUAUGUCUCAUGUAUGGAAAAGAAGAUCCAUGGGUGGGACCUAUAUGGGGAAAGAAGAUAAAGAAGGAGAUCCCCAACGCUCCUUACUACGAGAUCAGCCCAGCUGGUCACUGCCCACAUGAUGAAGUCCCUGAGGUGGUGAACUAUCUGAUGCGAGGGUGGAUCAAGCACCUGGAGUCUGGUGGGUUUGAAGCGCUGCCGCUUAUGGAAGAUGGUGAAGAAGCUUGGGAGGAGUCCAGCAUUGGUCGGGAAAUCGAGUUUCCGAGAGGAGAAGGUUGGAAGAAGUCAGUGAAACUGUGGUUGUACGGGUCAAAGUAUACGUUCUGGCGUGGAGUUGAAGAAGCUUUUAGAGCCAGUUUAGUAACGGCAUUUCGAGGGAAGUCUGCAUAGAAAGUAGCAAACAACAGGGCAUUUUAUCUGAUACUCAGAAUCCGAACAAAAGUUAGAACCCGAAUCCGAACCAAAGUAGCAAAAUUCCCGAACGGUUUUUGUAUUGAGAAGUUUGGAUACCCGAACCCGAUCAGAUAUAUUUGAAACCCGAAGUCAUCCGAACAUAUGUAUACUUUAACCCAAAUCUACAUCUUUCAGACUUUCAUCCAA